Cylindrotheca closterium is the source of this 1560-nucleotide messenger RNA. The record is from the annotation of a GenBank genome assembly. Lineage: Eukaryota; Bacillariophyta; Bacillariophyceae; Bacillariales; Bacillariaceae.
AUGGUGAAAAAGAAAGGAAAGUCCAAGCGUACGACGCUUAAGGACAAGUACAAGAUGCAACGACGCGUUCUUGAAACCAAUCGAAAACGCAAAAAGCAGGGCAAACGAGAUGCGAAGAACGGCAUUGUCAGACCCGAUAAAACCAAGCGGGAUCCGGGAAUCCCCAACUCGUGGCCUUUUAAACAAGAUCUGCUCAAAGAUAUUGCCAAAGCCAGAGAACGACAACAAGAACAAAAACAGCAGACCAAGGAACAGCGAAAGGCAGAAUUGAGAGCCUUGAGAGAACAUCAAGCACAGGGGGGAACAGCUCGAACAGUCCAAGAUUUAAUGGAACGGGCAACUCAAGAUCAACAGGUAUUUGCCGCCAAGGCUUCGGUGGCUUCUGACAGCGACAUGGAAAAGUCUGAUGGAACUGUUGCUGCUGGACAACAAUCUCGCCGGGCAUAUUUGCGCGAAUUGAAGAAAGUGGUGGAUACAGCCGAUGUCCUCUUGCAAGUCUUGGACGCUCGUGAUCCCAUUGGAACUCGAAUUCACAAGACGAUGGAAGAAAUCAUUCUUUCCAAGGCGGAUAAACGCAUGGUGUUGGUGUUGAAUAAAAUUGAUUUGGUACCCAAAGAGGUUGUUGGCAACUGGUUGACAGUGUUGAGACGGUCUCACCCUGCCAUUGCCAUCAAAGCUAGUAAUAUUCGCAAGGCGGACGAAGAAGAUGCUAGUACUUCGACCAACCCAGUCGGUAUGGAUGGUCUGUUGCAAUUGCUAAAGAACUAUGCCCGUACUGGUGGAACGGGUGGAAAGUCCAAAACAACUAUUUGCGUUGGUGUCAUUGGGUAUCCCAACACUGGAAAGUCUUCCAUUAUCAACGCCUUGAAGCGGUCUCGUGCAGUCGGCGUCAGUCCCCGACCUGGAUUCACCACCUCGAUGCAAGAAGUCGUCUUGGAUCGCAAUGUUCGUUUGUUGGACAGUCCCGGAGUCGUAUUUGAUGAUAAGUCAGCCCUGUUGGGCAACUGUGUCGAUCCCGAUUCGAUUGAUGACCCCAUUCCUCCCGUUGAUGCUUUGUUGAAGAGAUGCAAUCCUCAGAGUUUGAUCAUGACCUACAACAUCCCAGCUUUCCCCAAGGGCAAUACUAUGAUGUUCUUGGCAAUGGUCGCCAAGUCGUAUGGGCGGGUUUUGAAGGGAGGGAUUCCUGACAAGAUUGGGGCCGCCCGGUCGGUCCUGAAGGAUUGGAAUCACGGAAAGAUUCCAUACUACACAGUUCCACCUCCCGAUGCCGAACCUGAAGUUUCCAAGGGUGGUGCCACCAUUGUCACCAACUUUGGUGCUGCAUUUGACUUGUCCAAGUAUGACGACCAAGUUCUUUCAUCACUCAAGGAAAGCGAUGAAAUGGACUUUGUACAAAUGUCUGUCGAAGAUGACAAGAAGAAUACCAUGGACGAGCAAUCCCAGGAAAUGGCCAACUUCUUCAGAGGCGACAGUGAUGAAGAAAUGGACGAGGGCGAUAGUGCCAUGGCCAACCGUGCCAAGAUAGCAAAGGCAGAGGAUUUUGACUUUGAUGACUUGUAA